Centruroides sculpturatus (bark scorpion) is the source of this 2187-nucleotide messenger RNA. RefSeq lists its product as uncharacterized. The transcript has a single exon. NCBI's taxonomy places the organism in Eukaryota, Metazoa, Arthropoda, Arachnida, Scorpiones, Buthidae. The record is from RefSeq and is a predicted model, not a curated record. The coding region runs from base 153 to 1616 and encodes 487 amino acids.
AUUAGAUAUAAAAGUCUGGAUAAUUAUAUAUUUUUGGAAUCGGGACAUUAUAAGGAAUGCAAUGGUUAAAUAUUUAUAUAUAUAUAUAGGACAAUUACAUAAACCGUAAUUAAUAAUUGUAUUUUAAAAUUAUUACUGUUAUAUUGUUUAAUAUGGAUAACAAAAAGAAUACAAUUGAAGUAUUUCAUAAAAACGCAUAUGAUAUUAUAAAUGAGAUCAAAACAUAUGCCAUAGAUAACCCAAAUAAGAAAAUUGGUACAGCCAUGCAUAUGCAAUAUAUCAUGGACCAAUUCACUAGACUAAUUAAUUUAGCUGAUGAUGCCAUUAAUAAUCUUGAACUACCUGAAAUACUUGAAAAGAAAAUGACAUCUUUAGCUAAUAAUGAUGAUUUGAUAAAUAUUACUUGCCCGGCGGAAGUUAUUAAUAAACAAACUACUGUUUUGGAAAAACUAGAGAAAAUAGAGAAUAUUACAUCUAAACUUGAUUUGAUCGUGAAUACCACUCAGGAACAAAAUAUGAUUCUCGAUAGGUUGAAUGAUAGAUUAAAAGGGAUUGAAGAAAAAUCUGUUCCAAUAACAUCCACUGAAGAACUAAUUGAUGCACAGACAGCUGUACUAGAAAGAUUGAAUAAGUUCGAUAAGCUGAAUGAAAGAAUAAACGUAAUUGAAGAAAAAUCUAUUCCAAAAACAUCCUCCAAGGAACUAAUUGAAGUACAGAAAGCUGUACUAGAAAGAUUAGAUAGAAUUGAGGUUAAAGAAACUCAAAUUGAUACACAAAUGCCAUUAUAUAGCGAAAUAGUAAAAAACGAUAGUAAUAAGAAUUAUAAGCGAGAAACACAAAAAUCCUUCUCUACUAAAGAGGUCAUUUUAGUUUAUAAUAGAGAUAAAUAUAAUACUAAUAGCGACGUGGUUCGAAAAAUGAUGCAGAUGAAACUAAAGCCUUCUAAUAUGCAUAUUGGUAUUGAAAAAUUACGCAAAGUUCGAGGAGGUGGAAUAGCUGUUGAAUUGGGUAACAAAAGGGAUGCAAUAUUACUGGAAAAAACCAUAGAAGAACAAAUACCUGAAUUAGUUACUCAUCGGCCUAAAAAGAAAUGGCCUCAUAUAAUUAUCUAUUCUAUUCACUCUGAUAUAACGAAAGAAGAGCUGCCGAUAUUAAUUUAUCAACAAAACCAAUCAAUAAGUGAUAAUAUUAAGGAGAAGGAAUUUAUUAGACAAUUGCGAAUAAAGUUCUCCACAGGAAAAAGGAACGCCACUUAUAAAAACUGGGUUUUUGUGGUUUCCCCUUUUGUAAGGAAACUAUUUCUGAGAAUGGACAAAAUCAAUAUUGAAUGGUCGCGUUGCAGGGUCGUUGACUUCUGUCCGAUCCUGCAAUGUUUUAAAUGCUGCGGAUACAAUCAUUCCUCAAGAGACUGCCCACAAACAUAUUACACUUGUAGCCAUUGCGCAGGGGAACACACUUAUAAAGAUUGUCCAAAUUUUGAAUAUGAACCAAUAUGUUGUAACUGUCAACAUGAUCAUGCUGGAAAUCAUACACAUAAUGCUCGUGAUGGCUUACGCCCCAUGAAACAGCGUAUCAGAAAAUAUAUUAUUUCCAGAACUGAAUAUGGCACAGACUGAUAAUUAAAAAUUAGUAUUUUACAGAUUAACAUAGGCAGAAGCAUUGCUUCUACCUCUAUUUUAAGUGAGAAAAUAAAUAAAUUUGAUAUAGUAUUAAUUCAAGAGCCUUACUGUCGUAAAGAUAUUCCUGCAUGUUUACCUAUGUAUUGCCCUGUGCUGAUUGGUACCAAUAAUUAUCCGUGGGCUGCUACUCUUGAUUCCUAACACCAACUUAUCUAUCAUUCAUCAUACUAAUUAUAGCUGUCAGUAUAUUAUCACUAUAGAAAUAUUAAUUAACAACAUUAGAAUUAUAAUAAUCAAUAUCUACUUUCCCGGUGAUGCUGAUUCAAAUGAUUUUGUAAUUAAACUACAAAAUAUUAUUAAUGCUUUCAAAGGUUCUUACUUCAUAUUAGCUGGUGAUCUGAACGCACACUCUCCUACUUGGGGUGGUGAUAAUCUGGACAACCGUGGUAAGAUGCUUGAAGACUUUUUUGGGCAUAAUGAUUUACAGAUUAUGAAUAAUCCUUCUUCACCACCAACUUUCACAUCACAUAGUGGUGAGAGUUGGAUCGACGUUUCUGUAUGUAGUAAU